Molecule: messenger RNA, 2268 nt
Organism: Fundulus heteroclitus (mummichog)
Lineage: Eukaryota; Metazoa; Chordata; Actinopteri; Cyprinodontiformes; Fundulidae
Product: transmembrane emp24 domain-containing protein 9
Exons: 5
Coding region: 15-788 (257 amino acids)
Biological process (GO): COPI coating of Golgi vesicle; endoplasmic reticulum to Golgi vesicle-mediated transport; intracellular protein transport
Cellular component (GO): endoplasmic reticulum-Golgi intermediate compartment; COPII-coated ER to Golgi transport vesicle; endoplasmic reticulum
Source: RefSeq, a predicted model, not a curated record
CUACAACACCUAGCAUGCCCCUGCGGUGCGCUGAUUGGCUAGGCGCUGUACGAGGGUUUACGUGGCACAGUGCUGUCGCUGAUCAGGCUCAGUUCGGUCUGUGGUCUCAGGUAUCGCUGCGGGUCAGGAUGCAGCUUUCGAUUGUGUUUUCAGCUUUGCUCCUGAAUAUUUUCUACAACUGCGUCUCUUCGUUGUACUUUCACAUCGGGGAGACCGAGAAGAAAUGCUUCAUAGAGGAAAUCCCGGACGAGACCAUGAUUAUCGGUAACUACCGGACUCAGCUGUAUGAUAAGCAGAAGGAGGAAUACCUGCCGGCCACCCAGGGUCUGGGCAUGUUUGUCGAAGUCAAAGACCCCGAUGACAAGGUGAUUCUGUCGCGGCAGUACGGCUCAGAGGGACGCUUCACCUUCACGUCGCACACACCCGGAGAGCAUCAGAUCUGCCUCCACUCCAACUCCUCCAAGUUCUCCCUGUUCGCCGGAGGCAUGCUGCGCGUUCAUCUGGACAUCCAGGUGGGCGAACACGCCAACAACUACGCCGAGAUCGCCGCCAAGGACAAGCUGACGGAGCUGCAGCUGAGAGUGCGACAGCUGGUGGAGCAGGUGGACCAGAUCCAGAAGGAGCAGAACUACCAAAGGUACCGAGAGGAGCGUUUCCGGCAGACCAGCGAGAGCACCAACCAGCGCGUCCUCUGGUGGUCCAUCGUGCAGACCCUCAUCCUGGUGGCCAUCGGUAUCUGGCAGAUGAGGCACCUCAAGAGCUUCUUCGAGGCCAAGAAGCUGGUGUAACUGUUUUUUUUUGAAGGAGCGUGUGUAUGAAAAUAUGUGCGUCUGGGAUCUACUGAUGGAUGCAGUAAAAGAAAAAGAAAAAAAGCAGCUGCUGUCGGGGUAAAAAUCGAGCUGCACCAAGAUUAGACUUGAAAACAUGUUUUUUUUAUUUUUUUUUUGUUCUUUUUUUCGGUUAUUGUUUUUGGUUUGAUGAGCCGCUCCCGUCUACAACAAACAUCCAGGACCACGUCUCCCCAACAGCUGGAAGUUUGAUCUUUCAGUGGCGUGUAAGACUGAUGUUUGCACCCAUGCAGUAAUUUAUCUCAUCCUGUCUCCUUUUCCUUCGUCACUUCGUGUUACUGGCCGCCCGCGACGUUGAUAAACUAACGUCAGGUUUACACGUCUUGUUGUUUUCCAAUUCCUCUAUAAAUGUCAUUUUUGUCCCAUACUUCCUCAUGAGGUUUAGUUGUAUGUGAUUAAAUCAAACUAGGAGUUCCUGAUCGACAUGUUUGGCAGCAAAUCUACCAUAAAACUUGAUUAAAUUUCAAACACUUGUCAGACAGCUUGUAUGGAUUAGAAUUUAAAUAUUUUCUUUGUCAAAGCACCGAAUUUUGGAAAAAUUUCUGGCAUUCAUUAUGAAGAGUCUUCUUUUUAGAUUUCACCCUUUUUAACAACGUGCCAUCCCCCUUUGUUUUAAACGUCAACGUUGUUUUUGAAUUUCAAGAGGAACGACUGCCAUGUGAUGAGGGCUGAGCUGGUGACGGCAGGGGUCGUUUUGCCUCUUUAUUACAAACUAGUACAUAUGACAAACAAGUGGGUGGUCUUUUUUUCUUUUUUUUUAAUGUUUCUGAUGGUAGGUGGUGUAGUUAUCUUCUGAAUGCACUGUUUUUCAUGAAACUGCCUCACUUUGCAAUGAAAUAUAAAUUCCAGACGUUUAAUCAUUUUACGCCAACCUGUGUGUUCAGACUGCAGAACGGCGAUGGGGAAGCUAAAUCUGAGUGAAUCGCUGUUUAGCUGCAGAACAGGGAAAAAAACAUCAUAAAGUUGUGUUUUUCUUCUCAAACACCUACAUUACAUAUUAGCUUUUAUUUAUACAAGCACCCCCACAGAAGCCAACUUUUGUGUGUUUGCUUAAUUUCUACAGUUUUUCUUUCUCGGAAAAGAUUUGAUUGUAUUUUCUGGUGGGGUUUUCUUUCUUUCCUGGGGGUUUCCGUUGGUUUUUAUUUUUUGCUAGAUGUGGCGCUAUUCUUUUUCAGUGCAUUAGAGGUCGGCACUCUGAAUAAACAGUUCUUUUUUUUUUUUUGUCUCCUUUUGGUUUGAAGGAUGUUCUGGCUCGCUGAUACUUUCUCAUUUUCUUGUAAAAUAUCCCAUCAACAGCUCAAGUCACUGUUUAGAGUUUUUAUAUUCUGUAUCUAUAAUGUAUUUUGAGGGAGAAAGUUUUUUGAAGCAGAUUAAAAAAGAAAUGUGACUGCAAAAAAUGAAUAAACCAACAACAACAACA